Molecule: messenger RNA, 1515 nt
Organism: Hevea brasiliensis (rubber tree)
Lineage: Eukaryota; Viridiplantae; Streptophyta; Magnoliopsida; Malpighiales; Euphorbiaceae
Product: protein SIEVE ELEMENT OCCLUSION B-like
Exons: 4
Coding region: 1-1515 (504 amino acids)
Biological process (GO): phloem development
Source: RefSeq, a predicted model, not a curated record
AUGGCAUCCGAUCCAUCAGAGCACAUGUCUCUAAAACUAAUAGAGGAAGAGGUAGAGAGUCACGCACCUGCACCUGUGUUUAGUCGGGAGCGCAGUAGCAGUAGAGCAGAACCAUCGUUGAAUACUUUAAUAAGGACACAGCAGGCCUUUCUAGAGCAAAUGACUCAAUUGCUCAGUCAGGUUACCGAAGCUAUGCCACUACCUCCACAGCCAGUAUAUAGGACCCUAGUAGAGAGAGUUAAAAAUGAUGAGCAAUUCAGGAGGGAUAGAUGGCAUGAAAGAAAGGAGAUUGAAACAUACCAGAAACUUUUAAGUGAUUUCCAAACGACCCAGAUAGACUGCAUGAGAGUUCUCAAAGCGUUGAUUAAAUCCAAAGAUUAUUGGCAGCCGCUGCUUUUUCAUGGAGCCACCAAGAAAAGGGUUAACAUUGAUGUGCUGAGAAGGAAGAAUGUGCUAUUGCUUGUUUCGGGGCUAGACAUUUCCCACGAUGAGCUUUUGCUUCUUGUACAGAUUUACAAUGAGUCCAGGGUCCUUGCCACCAGGCUGGAGAGUAAGUAUGAGGUGGUUUGGAUCCCAAAUGUGGACUGUACAGUGCCCUGGAAUGAUUCUAUGCAAAAGCAGUUUGAGGCCCUGCAGGCUACGAUGCCAUGGUGCUCGGUGGACCACUCGUUAAUAAUCGAAAAAGUGGUCUUUAGAUUCAUCAAGGAGGUGUGGCACUUCAGGGACAAGCCCAUCCGGGUGGUGCUUGACCGUCAGGGCCUAGUGGUUUGCCCUAAUGCACUACCUAUGAUGUGGAUUUGGGGAAGCAAUGCUUUCCCUUUCACUAGCUUGAGAGAAGAAUCUCUCUGGAAGGAAGAAACAUGGAGGCUUGACCUCCUGGUUGAUGAAAUUGACCCAACUAUUCUCAACUGGAUUAAAGAAGAAAAGUACAUUUUCUUGUAUGGAGACGAUGUCGGGUGGGUGAGGAGGUUCACUAACAACGCACGAGCAGUUGCACUGGCAGCAAGCGUACCACUCGAGAUGGUGUACGUGGGCAAGAGCAGCAAGGGGGACAAAGUCCAGCGAGUCAUAGACUCAAUCAAUUUUGAAAAGUUCAGCUACGUCUGGCAGGACCUGACCAUGAUAUGGUUCUUCUGGAUCAGGCUAGAAAGCAUGCUAUUCUCCAAGAUUCAACUCGUCAAUAUCGAUGAAAAUGAACCUAUAAUGCAAGAAAUCAAGAAACUGCUUCGCUGUGACAAAGAAGGUGGAUGGGCUGUGCUCAGUAAAGGGUCUAACGUUGUGGUUAAUGGGCACAGCACCAUAGUUUUGCCUACAUUGAUAGAGUAUGAUUUGUCCUUCAAAGAACACCAUGACAAGCUUCACGGUGUCGCUCACCCUUGCUGCCCUUUCGAGUUCCCAAGCACUGCCGCUAGGAUCCCUGAGCACCUGAAGUGCCCUGAGUGCCAACGCGUCAUGGAGAAGUACUCCACUUUCCUCUGCUGCCACGAGGAGGGCUUUGCAGAGAUACCAUGUUAA